UCGAAUUUGCCGUUAACAAAAGCAUUAGGACGCCGCGCCCAAUUACUAGCUUCAAAAAAUUGGUGGAAAAUCUGUUUUGUUUACGGGCAUGAUCCAACAAAAUUUUACCGUGAAAUUAGCUAUAAUAACAGCGGCGACACGAAGCCGAAAACACAAACAAAUAUUGUAGGACAUAAAAAACAAUCCACAAUAAUAAACACGCCAACCACGACGCCAAUGGAAAGCAGUGAAAAACUACCGUCAAAGUGUAAUACGGAGGCUGCUGAUUCAUCGCGCUCAACGGCAAUGUCACUGGCGGACAGUGCCAGCACCUCACAACGUUCAUUGGGCUCCAUAAAUGAUUGUGCAAAAUUAUUUCCUCGCAACAUGCCAAGCAUACGUCGCAGUCGCAGACGUUUGGAUGUUAAGAAGAGCGCGCAUGAAGCUGCCGCUGAGAGCACAGAGCUGCAGGCGGUUGCAAAACAAAGCGCUAGCAAAUGUCAUGGUACAAACGGAAAUAUUUUGCAACGCGUCGAUAGUAGCUGCCACAAGUCGAGCAUCUCGAAAGUCACGAAAUUGACACCACGUAAAUUGAAGGCGCCUAAUUAUGGCUCAAAGCGUCAACAUUGUCGCCGCACGCCAUUCACAGAGAAUAAGGCAAUUGCGGCGGAUGCUAAGCAGGAAGAGGCGCGCAGCCAUAGCAAAGAACGGCGUGGUAAAUGCAAGGCGCAUUGCCCACACAAAGGUGGCGAACGUACGCUUGGCGGUGACAAAGUGCAGAGCAGGCAAACGCUUACUGUAACUAAUGCACUACCGCAAUAUGCGGUUAAGGCGCACUGCGAGAAUCAUAACAAGCAAACGCACGGCUCUGAACCGCAACAAGAAGAGCCGAAAAGUGAUUUACAAGCCCAACAAACGGUAACACGCCAGCCGCACACGAACACAGAAAAACAACAUCAGACAUACCAUAACCAGCAGCAUUACGCUCAGCCAUUGAAGUUGUCACUGCUACCGCAUGACAUAUCAUUGCUCGAUGUAAGCGCAUACUCGACCGCCAGCGCACACUCGUGCGCCAUCAACCAAGCAGACAAUGACAUCGUCGAUCACUUGCCUGCCGCCUUGCCUUCACCCUCAGUCGCCUCGCAGACACAUUCGCAACAGUCGAGUCUCAUUAGCUAUGAUUUGAGUCGAUCGACGAGUCGCCAAAGUUGCUUCGACUCAUUGCCAAAUGUGGCUAACGUAACAACAAAAAGAAAAGAACAGGCGCUCAGUUAUCAGCCGCGAGUUGCCGCUAGUACGCUCCACCAAAGGCAUCACCACCAUUUGGAUGACACAUUUCUGUCAUCGGGCAUCUCGUGUGGUGAUGGUGAAACACAAUCUGAAGCGAGUUUUUGCGACUCUCCUGCGCGUCAAUUUCAAACGACGAACGCAGCGCGCCAACAACAAAGUACAGCCCAUAGCAGCAGCGAUAAUGUUGCACUACUUGCUGCCGAUGUUGUGCCAAGUGUGGAGGACGUUGAGGAUGCUUUAAUUGAGGCUGAGGUGGCACAGCUUACAGCGAAUUUACGACGUGAUGAAGAGGCGGCACAGAGGCGCAUGCCACGAGGCAUGGAGGUAAACGCAGAUGUCCAGACGAAAAAUGAUAUGUGCACAGCCGCGAGAAAAAUAACCGAAAUAGCAAAGAAAGUUGGCAGCAAUGCGAAAAUAAUGUCAACAACUGUCGCACCGAUACCAGAAGCACUAAAUGUUGCCGAUCUACGCAAUUUGAAAGUUUGUCGCAAUCGUAAUGCGGUUUGGAUGCUUUCGCGCACCGAGGAGGACAGUAACAACAACAGCUGUCUAGCACCCAUACCAGAUGAUGCACAGCUAAGUGAUAUUGAAGAGCAGCUAGCACGAUUGCCAUCAACAACCAGCGAUGAGGUGGAUAAGAGUCUUUCGAUGAAUGAUGGCGCAUCAGCAGUUAAAGACUCAAAACAAUUUUCUACAAGUGGCACAGAGAAAAGCGGCAUAGUAGCAACAGACAGAGUUCCAAUUACAGCUAAGAUAGCAACAACAACAACAAGCAUAAACUCCAAACACAAAUUUGAUCCCAGCACACCUGAACCCAGCCAGCCGCCCCAACAGCAUUCAGCGUCUUCUACCCACACCUCAUUGACCCAUCAACAAUUGUUGCUCGAAGUCACCAUGCAACAGCCGACCAACUACUACACACAAACCGAAAGUGAAUUGCUGCAACUGGAGGCGACAGGUGGACACUUACCAGAAUAUGAGCAGUUGCAACCAGAGGCAGUUAACUUGCAACAAACACAAACAAAUAGCGCUUUUACACCCGCACAUCAUCAGCAACAGCAACAGCAACAGCGACAAUCACAGUCACAACAACCAACAGUACUUACACUAACAACACUCAACAAUUUGAAUCGUGCCACGCCCAAUUCUUCCACAGCGGCCACACCAACACCGACUACAGCCAGCAAUUUGGAGGCAUCUUCAAGCAGCACAAGUAAUGGUGGCGGUAGCAGCAACAGCACGACGCCACAACAUUUUGUAGCGCCACUACAGCGCCGCUGUCAAGCACCGCCGCCGACGCUGCCACUCAGUUCGAUUUCAUCACCACUACGUACGGCCAACUACAAGUCGGCUGCUUAUCAUCAACACCAACAUCACCAGCAACAACUGGAAUUCCAACGAAAUUCGCAAUCGGACGAUGAUAGCGGCUGUGCGUUGGAAGAGUAUACGUGGGUGCCGCCGGGCUUGCGACCGGAUCAGGUACGUUUUUACUUCUCACAACUACCCGACGAUAAGGUGCCCUAUGUCAACAGUGCCGGCGAAAAGUAUCGCGUCAAGCAGUUACUACAUCAAUUGCCGCCGCAAGAUAACGAGGUGCGCUAUUGCCACUCACUCAGCGAUGAGGAGCGCAAGGAGCUGCGCAUAUUUUCGGCACAAAGAAAACGUGAAGCUUUGGGACGUGGCGCUGUGCGACUGCUCUCCGACGAACGGCCAUGCAAGGGGUGCGAUGAGCCAUUAUCCGCCGGUGACAUUGUGGUCUUUGCUCAACGUGUCGGCUCGCAGAUUUGCUGGCAUCCUGGUUGUUUCGUUUGUUGUGUUUGCAAGGAAUUACUUGUGGAUUUGAUUUAUUUUCAUCGUGAUGGCAAUCUUUAUUGUGGCAGACAUCAUGCCGAGACGCAGAAGCCGCGUUGCUCCGCUUGUGAUGAGAUAAUCUUUUCGGAUGAAUGCACCGAAGCGGAAGGUCGCACCUGGCACAUGAAACACUUCGCUUGCUUUGAAUGCGAACACCAGCUCGGCGGACAGCGUUACAUCAUGCGUGACGGCAAGCCCUACUGUCUCGGCUGCUUCGAUACCAUGUUCGCUGAGUACUGCGACUACUGUGGCGAGGUGAUUGGCGUCGAUCAGGGACAGAUGAGUCAUGACGGCCAGCAUUGGCAUGCAACGGAUCAAUGCUUUUCGUGUUGCACUUGCCGCUGCUCGUUGUUGGGUAGACCUUUUCUACCUAGACGUGGCACAAUUUACUGUUCGAUCGCAUGCAGUAAAGGUGAGCCACCCACACCGUCUGACACCAGUUCGGGACCACAAUUGCGGCCAACACACCGCGCCAGCACAACGAGUCAAAUUGCGCGUUCGCCGCGACCGGGUGCCCGACAUAAAGGGAAUAAUGGGAAUGGUGCAGGCGGUAGCAAUGCUAAGAGUGCCGGAAGUGCUGGUGAUCUAUUGGAGAGACAAGCACGUCAGCGAAUGGAAGUAGGCAUUGAUCGACUGAUGAUUGUGGGCAAGCUGGCGGCGGAUUGUGAGGCAAUGAUGCCACCACUGCCCGGUAUGCCACGACCAGCGCAUCCACCGCCAAUAGACCUAACAGAGCUCGGCAUAAGUUUGGACAACAUCUGCGCGGGCGAUAAAUCCAUUUUUGGUGAUCCCAGCAAUAUCACAUCCUCGCUACCCGAUAUGCUAUUGUCGAAGGGUGAGGAUUCGCAUAGUUAUCAGAGCAUUGACAAGAUCAACAUAAAUUCGCCGAGUGCGUCGGAGCUGACGCAAAGUACGCAAGAGAUCACCAACGAACUGGAAGUGGAAAACGACAACGAAGACUGUGAACUGCCACACGACAAUUACGAAAAACUCCUGAAGACAAAGCGUACGCGCACGCACAAAUCCGAUGUAGAUAAUGAAUGCGGUCCCGCUGACGUCGACGAUGAUGAUGAUGACGACGAUGAAGACCACAGUGACGCAGCAGAGGAUGAGGAUAAUAUGCGUCCACACCUGAAAGAGGUACGCUUUCACAGCGUACACGACACUAUGUCCCGCUCGAAGAGCUACACGGACAGCACAAAUGCGCGUCGACGACGUAGAAGACGCAAUCAAUCACGCAGUUCGUCAGAAAUGCAAAUCAACCAGGCCAAUCUACGACUGCACAAUGCACAAACGAAUGCUGCAACCCUGCGCGACAACAAACUCGACAACUGCGACGCGGCAAGCGUCUGCUCCACCUGUUCGUCCAGUUCGUCGAGCGAUAUGGAUGACUAUUUGUAUCGCAUACCUGCGCGUAGGCAUUACGGCGGCGUGCGCGUGUCCUAUGUGCCGAACGAUGCGAUUGCAUACGAACGGAAACGCAAACAGGCAGCAAGCGAACAGCAACUAGGUAGCGGAGGUGGUGGUGCAAAUUCCAUGAUUGGCAGCACCUCUAUGUCAAUGACAACAUCAGCUAGUGCUGCAACGAGUGGUGGUGAUACGAAGAAUUGUAUAAUUUCAUGACAGCCUCCAAUUUUACCGCCGCCACCGCUAAGCCUUGGCAGUUACUAUAUACUAGAUACGAUAUUGGAGGAACAACGUUUGGUGGUGGAGGAGAAGCGACCUGGUUGUUUGCGACGCGUUUGGCGUAUGUUUACCACGCGCGGUAAGGGCAAACAGGUAGGCGCAGAGAUGCAAAGCGUGUAAGGGGAGAGAGCGGGUUUCAGAAACGAGCGCGAAGUAAACUAAAAGAGGUUGAGAUAUAUUUGCAAAAAAAGGGGGGAAUUCGAAGAACUAUUUUAGAAGAUCACGAUUUUGUUUAUUAAAAUUCACUCAAAUCAAGUCCGGACAUAAACCAAAUAUGGUUCUGAUCUUUGCUAAUUGUGCGUUCUUCUAUCACUUGCUUAUUGACCAAUGAGCGCUCUUAUUUGUUUUUUUUUUUUCUUAUAUAAUUUGAACUAUGAUAACUAAAGAAAAAAAAUAUAUAAAUAAAA
Molecule: messenger RNA, 5213 nt
Organism: Ceratitis capitata (Mediterranean fruit fly)
Lineage: Eukaryota; Metazoa; Arthropoda; Insecta; Diptera; Tephritidae
Gene: esn
Product: protein espinas
Exons: 6
Coding region: 217-4743 (1508 amino acids)
Molecular function (GO): zinc ion binding
Source: RefSeq, a predicted model, not a curated record